Saccharomyces cerevisiae S288C is the source of this 150-nucleotide messenger RNA. RefSeq lists its product as uncharacterized. The transcript has a single exon. Bases 1 to 150 code for a protein of 49 amino acids. The record is from RefSeq and is marked reviewed. Lineage: Eukaryota; Fungi; Ascomycota; Saccharomycetes; Saccharomycetales; Saccharomycetaceae.
AUGUGGAGACGUCGGCGCGAGCCCUGGGAGGAGUUAUCUUUUCUUCUUAACAGCUUAUCACCCCGGAAUUGGUUUAUCCGGAGAUGGGGUCUUAUGGCUGGAAGAGGCCAGCACCUUUGCUGGCUCCGGUGCGCUUGUGACGGCCCGUGA